GCCUGAGCAGUCGCCUAUGAUGCUUGCGAAAGUCCAAAUUAAUCAAUUUAUGAUUCUCGGUGGUUUUUUAAUUCACUUCGCAUUAUUAGAAGUGUUUCUUACCAUAUUUAAGCGAGGCUAAGUAUUUGUAUUUUCAUUCUUAUUAUUCUUAUUAUAUAUUUUUUUCAUUGCAACAAUAAUACCAAUAUUACGCAUGAAUACAGGGACAUUCGUGUGUAUAUAAUGAUUUAAAAAAAUAAAAAUAAGCUACGUAUUGGGUACAACAGCUAAUGUUUACGAGGUUAUAGAUGUGUAGCCAUUUCACACCACUAGAUGUCACUAUUGAUUUUGUCCCGUGUCCUUCAGGUGUGUCUCCAUUGCGUGUGAAGGCCUAUGAUGAAACAGCUGAAACAGACCUAGAAGUCCAUUUAGAUCAGUGGCUUUUGGUUGACAUCAUGUUAUUAUUUAAACCAGUUUCAAACAUGUUUAGCUGUUUUCCCAGCUUUAGAUUAAGUCUUGUCCUGACUAAGUAGAUAUUUCAAUAGAUACACUUCAUUGAACAUGGAUUUUAGUCCAGGACCAGGUUUAAACUGUGCCUGGUAAAUGGACCCUAAAUGUCAUAAUUUGCAUGCGUUUUCUAUUAAUGUAGUCACAGGUCUAAUGAUAACCUUUCGUAAGUCCUUUAUUCACUUUCAUUCAAAUGAUACAGAAAGAGACAAAAUAUGAUCAGCAAUAUAAUGUUAAGCAAUGCACCUUUUAUGUUAUUUUUCUAAGUAAAAUGCCUAAAGAGUCAACCAAUUAGACACAUGAUCAUUUAGCCUACAUUAGUGUGUUGUAACUGUAUAACCCAUGUAUAUGGUUUCAACCACUGUAAGUAUUAACCACUAUAAUAAGGUGUAUAGCAUAUAAACAUGUUGUAAUAUGUAUCCGACUGUAUUCUACUGUAUAGGCGUGGUCGAGGCAGUCUAUAUAAAUCGUGACGCCUCUAGUCUGGCGCUCCUUCCACUCUUCCCCAAUAGGCAAAGGCUGUGUUUGAGUGCGCAACGGCUACCCGAUACGCGCCCGGCAUCUUGAAUAAGAAAGUCGCACUGUGAACCGACGGAAUAGACAGGAACGUUUCAGGAGAACAAAUAUUGACUACGUGUACAAGAGAAAGGAAAACGACAUACAGUGCUUUUUACAGAAUUACAGUUGGUGGUGAUAGAAGUUUGAAGACAUGAGGAUUCUACGAGUUGCGCUCCUGCUCGUCCAUGCCUUUGUGGUCUCGAGGUUGGUGAGUGGAGCUGUGGUGGACAGGUAUGAGAAUGAGAGGUCGCAGCACACAGCAGUUAUAAACCUGUUGGAUGUCCUGAGCGACAGAAGGAUGGAGGGAGGGAUGGAGAAGAGUAAGCACGGAGUGGAGGGUCCAGUGUUGGAGGAGGAUGGAAGCGAGGAAGAGGAUGAGGAGUACUAUGAUUACUACCAUGAAGAUGACGAAGAUGCAUCAGGGGACUAUGGGGUGGAAUUACCUCGAGUUGCAUUGUCGACUAAACCUAAAGACCCAUCGGCCAUCUUGGAAGCUGAGAGGAGUGAAGGGAAGAGGAGGAGAGGUGGAAAGGGGAGGAAGAAGGGAAAAGGAAAAAAGAGGAACCCUUGUCUGAAGAAGUAUAAGAACUUCUGUAUCCAUGGCAGCUGUCAUUACCUGAGGGACAUCAAAGCUCCAUCAUGCAUAUGUCGUCCCAGCUACUCUGGGGAGCGGUGUCACCUGUUCACGCUGGCUUCAGAGGGGAGGGACGUGGGAGGAUACAGCCGGACCACAGCUCUGGCUGUGGUGGCAGUGGUGUUGUCUUCUCUCUGUCUAACCAUCAUAGGCCUGCUGCUGGUGCUCAGGUUUCACAAGCGAGGAGCGUACGACGUAGAGAAUGAGGAGAAGGUGAAACUGGGGUCAGCACCCAACCACUGAAGAGCUGAAGAGAAGGGACAGGAUAGGGAAAUUCUACCUCAAAAUAGAAAAGAAGAAGUGUAAAAAAAGCCAAGAGUGAACCCAGAGAGACUUGGAAGGUAUGGAAGAGAAGGGGGACUGGAUGGGCGUGACCUGUACAUAUAGCCCCAUCCCUUCUCACUGAUGGACAGAUGUGAUUGGGUAGCUCAGGAUUCUGAGGUAGUCCCUGCCACCUAUCAGGAGAGAGCCUGCCUAAAACUGGAACUCUGAUUGGCUGGGAGAAAAGACUGAAGUGGUGAUGAGCAUAUGGAAGCUGAGAGGAAAAGGAGGAAUGUUUCUGGGCCCGUAUCCACAAAGCAUCUCAGAGAAGGAGCCUUCAGAUCAUAAUGAAUAAGAUUAUAUGAACAGACCUUAGAUCAGCACUCCUUCUCUGAGAUGCUUUGUGGAAACGUCCCUGGACUCAGUGCUGCUUCUUGUUAAAAGACUACCAGGAAUCUCAGACUGAAAGGACACCAUCUUCUCUUCAUCUGCCAGAAACAGAGAGAACCCUGGUCUUUCUUCAACAGGAGUGUUGUUUUUACCAAUCAACAUUUGUAUUUUCCUGCACAUGUUUGUUCGUUGUCAUUUUCUAGUGUACUGUAAAACUUUUAUUUAUACCAUAUACUUCUCUUUUAAUGUAUUUAUUGAUGUGUUGAUGUUGCUGUAUUUAUGCAGAUAUUUAACUGCUUCGUCCACCCAAGAUGCACUGCCAGUUUGUAAAGAUUAUCUAUAAGGUCAUCAUUGUGUUUUUAUAUUUAAAUGUUAAAGCAUAUUUAUUGAUAAAAAUUGAAGAUAAAGUAUUUAAAAAAUGUACAGUAAUUUUGGAGAAAUAGACAUUUCAAAGUAAGAGUCCUCUUGGUCUCAUAGGGUUACCUGAUUGCUGACUUUGAUAUAUCGGCACUCUGGUUACAGGCUGCUGAGAACACACACCACUGUGCUUGGUUGGUUGAUUGACUUAUUAAUUGAUUGAUUAAACAGCUCUGUGGUGUAUUCCACCAAUGGACCACUGACAGGUCUCUCUUUCUGUACCAUUAUGACGUGGUUGCAUUGUGUUUGACUCUGUGAAGAAGACAUGCAAAACAUCCAGAUAUCGAAGUGAAUUUAAUAGAACCUACUCUAGAAUCCCAAAAUAUAGAAUAUAGGAAAUAUGUCAAAUGAAUGUUUAAAAUCUAGAAUCCAGUUUAGAUUUUUCUGUAUUACAAUCAGGAUGUGGAAUAGAUCCAAGGUAAACUCUGGUGCCUUGUCGAGUCCAGCCACUGUAGUGAAUGUUGGAACAUAGAAACACACACAAAUGGUGAAGUUUUUAUUGUCUUUGAGAAACGAGUUGGACAUUCAUCUCCAAAAAUGUUAUCUCCAAUUUCAAUUAUUUAUUUAUGUUACCAUGCCAGUUAGUUGUGUUGUUGUUUUGUUUUAACAUGAUGGGUGUGGUUAGGGAUAUAUUCAGUGAUUUACUGUAUGGUAAUAUACACUGAGAUCCAUGCUAAGAUCAUGAUAAAAUGUGAAUUCAUUUUAAAAACAAAUAACCCUCCUCAAGAAAAACAUACUGGAAAACAACUUGCAGUUUUGAAGUGAUUUCUAGUCAAAAAGUGUUCAUUUUUUUCUCUGAAAAUAAAGUAUUUUUUUCUCAGAA
Oncorhynchus tshawytscha (Chinook salmon) is the source of this 3569-nucleotide messenger RNA. RefSeq names its product proheparin-binding EGF-like growth factor. Gene Ontology annotation, biological process: positive regulation of mitotic nuclear division; epidermal growth factor receptor signaling pathway; positive regulation of cell population proliferation. Bases 1196 to 1921 code for a protein of 241 amino acids. The record is from RefSeq and is a predicted model, not a curated record. NCBI's taxonomy places the organism in Eukaryota, Metazoa, Chordata, Actinopteri, Salmoniformes, Salmonidae. The transcript is spliced from 6 exons.